AUCAUCAAUCGUCCCGUCGCGUUGCUGCUUAUCAUUGGAAGCUUAACGGCUUUCGUUAAUAGCUUCGAUAUCUUAUAAUCCUCGGCGCUUCUCUUUCCCCUCGCGGGGCGCGUUGCUGUGAGGUUUCCUUGGGAAAUUCUCUCUUCCAGCUCGCGACUCGGACGCGCUCGUGAUCAUCGACGGCCAUAGCCCAGACAUCACGGAGCUCUUGGUUUACUGCCAUACUUCGUCGUUCAGACCACACCAUACUGUUCCACGGCCUCUGAUUCACACGAGCAAUCCUGUGGAUCUGCCGUGCAACUGAGGCGCUUCAUCGACGCGAUUUUCCCUCUGUCAAAUCGCAUUACGCUGGAAGUGUAACCGUCACAUCGCAACUCACGCCCCACUAAUAACUAUGUCGUCCUCGAAUACGAACAACCACCACCCUCCCUCCUCCUCCGCGGACAUCUCCUCCCAAUCAAACUCCAACGUCCAGCUUGACCCGAACAGCGGCUACACUCCGAGCGACAACCAGCUUGCUGGUUUGGUGGAAGCAGCGACCGCAGCUGCUGGCCAAGAUGUCUCUCCUCAAUGGGCCGCGGCUGUCGCGACUGCUGCCGGAGUAGCAGGUCAUCACCAAUUAGACGGAUACAGUGCAGACAUGCACCUUGGCGACGAUGGGUUCGGCGAUACGAACUUCGGCACGGGGAUAGCAAAUAGACACCUGCGCGUACAGAAUGAUCACUCCCAGGGAUCUGGACUCUCUCGGACCGUGUCGAAGAAACGGAAAAGAAAUGAUGAUAACCUCGACCCGGCGCUGGCUGCAGCUGGUCUCUCUGGAGCACAACACCAGCUUUCCCAACAAUCUCAGCAAGGCCAGCAUGCCUAUGCCGGCGACAACAUCGAUAUUCGUCCCGUCCCGCCACAGUCGCUUUCCGAGGCGCGCGCAGUUGGAGUUCAUUCCGCUGCGGCGUUGUUCCGCCAACCAUCAAGCAACAAGAAAUACACACGUCCUCCGAUGUCGAAGCUCUUCUCUUCGCUUGAACUUUCACCCGAGAACUUCUUGCAUCUUCAAGCUGCGGCUAAAGGAUUUAUGCUGGAUGAUGAUUACCCCGAGCGGCGUGACUGCGUGGGGCAGCGCGGAAAAGGUGACACAGAAAUGGUGAAAUUGCGGCUUUGGAAUUGCGUUCGACAAUUUCUUGACGACGAGGGAAAUGGCGAGCGUUUCUUCGGAGAGAACGUCGUGAACGAGGGCAUGGGUCCCAGGACUUACAUUUGGCCCCGCGACCAGCAAAAGAUCAUUUCUCUGGUCAUCCCUCUUUUGCGGCGAAUGGUCACCAACGAACGGCAACGCCAAUAUGCGAUUGAAACACGGAAGGGAGGAGGCACAGAAGAGCGCCGCCGCCGCAAAACCAAUGAAAGCUUCCAGGACUUGAAUGGCCCUCGGUAUUCUCCAGAGCAGCAACUCCAGCAGAUGCACAGCCAAAGCCAGUCAAUGCCUCCGCCCCCUCCCCCGGCCCAAGGACAGGACUCCCAGGCGUCGAUGGAAUCUGGUCAGAUUAUGGAUGUUGGGUUGAUUGACCUACUCUUGGAGGGAUACACGGUGGACUGGAACGACAUGGCCAAGUCGUACGAUAUGUACAACCAGGAUUACGAACUGGAUAAUCUCUGGUCUCUUUCUGGGCUGCAGCAGCCCGACUGGCGUGGACUGGUUGCGGCUGUAGAUAGCCAUUAUCACGUUGUUCACAACGGCGAUUAUGAUUGCCCGACUGGCUGCGAGAAUGAGAACGUUAACCGUAUCGUUCAUGCCGACGCUACGGCAAAUUUACCAUGGCGGAUUGGAGGAACCCGCAAUCCGCCUGCGCGUGACGAAUUUGCUAGCAGUAUCACCCGCGACGUCUCGCGGAUCAUCCGGGAAAACAUUGCUGCCAGACACGGGGCUCAUCCGGGUCCUCAAGGACAAGCGGGGGCUGAUCAACAUUCCCAUCACCAGCAGCUUUUCGUCCCUAUGCAUGACUCAAAACCCCAGAUGUCUUCGAACAUAACCUCCUCCUCGGCUAGCCCUCACACUCAGAUAUACUUGCACAUCAAUGUGCUUCAACAUGGCAAGCGCGUCCUCCCUCGACUCGACCUCCAAGCAGGCCAAUGUCCCAACGUCGACACCAUCAAGGAAUCAGUUCUCCGUCGAUAUCACGGCCAGAUUCCCGGCCUUCCUGUUCUCCAAGGGUCAGAUAGUAUCGAUCAGCAAAUUCGAGAUUCCGCUGCUGCAUCCAGUUGGAAGGUCAAGGCGUUGGUGCCGGAUGGCCUCAUCACAAUUCAGAGUGAGAAGGACUGGGCGUUCGCACUCCUGUCUGCAGAUACUGUGGACUGGAUGGAUGGUGAUUUGAAGAUCCUGGUUGAACUUGAAGGUGGUAAUACCCAGUAGACCAAAGUCUACUACUUUUGUGUUUCGUCUUUCCGUUUCUGACGUUCUAUCUUGCUAUGGCAAGGAAUCUGUGUAUUACCAACGGCUUGUGUACUUUUAUUAUUGAUGUGAUAACCCCUGAGCGAGUGACUUGAAUUUGUUCAGUAUGAUGUUUGACGUUUGCAUCUUAUCCUUUCCACCGUCACGUAGUUGCCUUUCGUGUUGUUGACCCUCGAGUGAAGGAACUUCUCCGUGUUCUCUCCUCCAUCAUAUCCUUCCUCUACACCUUUCCGGUUUACCCUUUUUACAACAAACAAUAUCCAUUUCCUAUCUACAUCUCCAUAAAUCUCUCAAACUCACUCUGACGCAAUGGACCGUCAUGCUCCAC
Molecule: messenger RNA, 2771 nt
Organism: Penicillium brasilianum
Lineage: Eukaryota; Fungi; Ascomycota; Eurotiomycetes; Eurotiales; Aspergillaceae
Source: the annotation of a GenBank genome assembly